CUGCCGGUCGCGAUGCUCGGCGCGGAGGCUGCUCGCGCUUUCCACGGGGGCGCAGAUGGGAUCCGAGCAGCGCCGCCGCCUUGCCUCCAGCCUCGCCCGGUGGGCCAGCCGCCUGCUGCUGCUACCGCUGCUUCUUCCCUCCGCCGUCGCGUCGCGGCCGGCCGGGCCCAGGAUCGCCUCGCCGGCGCUGGGUGAGAAGAGAUUCCGGUUUGAUCCCAGGGAGGGCCACAUUGUGCUCUACCAUGAACAAGGGGCCCCUUCGGUCUUUGUGGGGACCGUCGGCACGCUUCAUUACUACAACUUUGAGAACUCCACCAGCUUUACGGUGCUUGUUGAAACCAACAGGACGCUGUCCAACUGCAGAAAACAGGAAAAUGCCAAGAACUAUCUCACACUUCUGGAAAAAUAUGAGGACCAGUUGCUGGUCUGUGGCACAAACGCCUGCAGCCCCACCUGCUGGUAUUUGGUAGAUGGGAAGGUGGAGCCAGGGAUCAGUGCCCAGGGCCUGGCUCCUUUUGCCCUUGAUCAAAACGCUCUUGUCCUCAUCGAUGGCAAGGACAUCUACUCUACCAUCAGAAAGCACCAGUACAAUGGGCGGACACCUCGCUUCCGUCGGAUUCGAGGAUAUACGGAGCUCUAUACCAGCGACACCGUCAUGAAUAAUCCGAAGUUUGUGAAGGCUGCCAUCAUAAAACAAGAGGAGGCUUACAAUGACAAGAUCUACUACUUCUUCCGAGAAGAAAACCCCGACUGGCCGAAGAACGCAGCCGCCCCAAGGAACGUCUCCAGGGUGGCUCAGCUGUGCAAGGGAGACAGAGGAGGCACUGGCUCCCUCUCGGCUGCCAAGUGGACCACCUUCCUGAAAUCCACCUUGCUCUGUGUCGACUCUGACAACGACCGGCACUUUAACCAGCUUCAGGACGUCUUCAUCCUGGAGUCUGCCAACUGGUCGGAGACGAGAAUCUAUGGGCUCUUCUGGAACGAGUGGGAAUAUUCCGCAGUCUGUGUCUAUUCUGUUGGUGACAUCAGUAAGGUCUUCCGAACUUCGCCUCUCAAAGACUACCACGAGAAACUCCCCCCUGUGAGGCCUGGGCAGUGUCUAGAAGGAGAACAGCAGACCCCCCACGAGACCUUCAAAGUGGCCGACAGCCAUCCUGAGGUGGCACGCAGGGUGAAGCAGGAAGACAUCUUGUUUUACAGCAAGCACCGCUACCAGCAGAUUGGUGUCCACAGAGCUCCAGCAGCUGAUGGAGGCACCUACAGCAUCCUGUACUUGGCCACAGACAAAGGAACCGUCCACAAAGUUGCUGUCUUGCCCACGGGGGCCAACAGCGUCCUGGAGAUCCAGCCUUUCCUCUCUCCUGCUGGCGUUCGGACCAUGACUCUGGACAGUGAGAGAAAGGAGCUGUUUGUAGCCUCUGAGAGUGAGGUGGUUCAGCUGCCCAUGGCUAUGUGUGGGGCAUAUAAGGACAGCUGUGAGAGCUGCAUCCUGGCGAGGGAUCCUGACUGCGGAUGGAUCAACGGGAGAUGCACUUCUGUUUAUGACCAUGACCAGCAUGGAAAUGGCACAUUGCUACAGGCUCUAACACACAAUCCUGUUACGGAUAUUUGCUCAUCUCCAAGCCACGCUAAAGGUGAUGACAACUGUGAGAUUGUGACCGUGGCACCCGGCACCCGCUAUUACCUCAACUGCUCUAUCAAAUCCCACCAUGCCACUUACACUUGGCUCCGUGACAACCAAACGGUUGCGCAUUGUGGACCUGGCCAUCGGCACUGCAUCCACUUCAUAGACAAUAUGACGGACGAGCUCUAUGGCACUUAUUCCUGCGUUUCCCAGGAGGAUUGGUUUAACCAGACCCUUGUGACAGAAUGCCUGACAAAGCCCUCCAAUGUGAAGAUGCUGCUUGAGGAGCCCAGGAAUAAGAUGGCAAAGGACUGGGCCACCCAAACAUCUUUGUCCCUCUGGCUAGGACUGUUGCAUAUGGCGGCAGUUGUCUUGCUCACCCAUUGAGGACUUGUCCUUCUGACUGCCUACCAGCACAAGUGACCAAACUGUACCUCUUUCUAGUUUGUCUUGUUCCAUCUCAGAAGUGGGUCCCUCAAUAGAUAUAAUUCUUCCCUUGGGCUUAGAAGCCACCUAUUCUCCACUUGCCUAGAGAAGUGGCAACCUGGUGGUGCAUAGUUGAUAGCAGAAUGAAGGAGAGGUUGGUGGCUGUUCUGUCUGCAGAAGCACCAAGAUCCUGAAAUCUUGAGCAGGAUGGGUCCUGCCAAAAUGAACAUGAUGAUAUGAACAUCUGGGUGAUGAAGUAGAACCAGUGCAAACAACAAUGCAUGGGGCAGCUAAUGGGGCAGAGGGUAUGGCUGAGCUGGCCCAGGGGGGCUGGUGAAGGUCCACGUCAGGCUUCUUCAAAGGCAGGCAUCAGGACCCAACACAGAGCUCAUGUGCUAAAUAAAAGUUUCCUCAGAUUGGAGAGCAAACUUUCAGGCCCAAGGUUUAUAAGACUUGACGGUCUUCUGCAUCUUUUUUUAAAUAACUGGCGUUCUGAAUGUUCUUUUGAUGUUUCUGACAUUUUCCAUGCAACGAUACAUACUCAGGAUCUCUGAACAGUUAUAAGGCAUAAUAAUGUAUAUCAGGGCAUCCCCAAUAUGCACCAAGAUCAAAGAAACAUCCUGUAGGUUCAGAUGAAGAGCCACCUAGUCUAGCAUUUGGAAGAUUCUCCAUUAGCAGUAAGUGGUCAACUGGCAAUGGACCACUGGCCUGUCAAGAGGCCACCACCUGGUCUGUCCUGCCUAGUCCCAGAUUUGCCUGCUUCUAUGCUUGUCCAUCUGGCAAGGGUGGAGAAUGGGUUGGUGCAAUUGCCUGGGCUGUGGGGUGUCAGGGACGCAGUUUCCUGCCUCAAACUGUGGGAAUGCAGUUUCCUGCCUUUCUGAUCCUGCUUCCUGGCCGGUUAACUCACAGAUGUUUGGAAAUCCUUUGUGUGAUUUCACUGGAUGAAGGAUAUUUAUUUUUAUUUAUUAUAUUUUUCUUUAAAAAAUCAGAUCCUCUUUUUGUGGGGAACAAAAUUAACAAGCCUCAGGGCCACUUGUAGGUAAAGAUGUUGGAAAGCCUUUGAAGGUGAUUUUUUGUGUGUCUUAAUUUCUGGAAGUCAGUUCAUAUAGAGAAGAAAGAGGGAGAUCCCAGGGUGUUCACAAGGCUGAGUUCUACCUCUUAUAUUGUGUACAUGUGCUUCUGAGUAAACCAGCAAUCUGGAUGUGGGUCUGUUUUUCUUCUUCCUUGUGAGGAAGCAGCGUCAUGGCUGGGGGAGCUCAGGCUGCAAUUGCUGGCAUUAAAAAGAAAAGAGGCUCCUGCCUUCUGAAACCUUAGAGAGCUGCAGCCGGUGGCUGAGAUGAUGCUGAGCAACAUGGUUUGGUGGCUGAUUACAGAGUAAGGCAGACGUCUGUUUCCUGUCUUGGUCUUCUCUGCUGGCUGGCUGGCUGGUUAGCUGCCAGCAACACCUCCAAGAGAUGGGCAAAUGAGUCUAUUUCAUUUCAACCCCCACAUUAGUCCCCCUUAUCUCUGUUCUAGCCAGUUUUGGGGAGCGGGGAAUCCACAUUUAUGUGUUUAUCUAAAUACAAACUACUGCAUAUAUUCUCUCUCUCUUCCAAACCAGAACCAGUGUGGUGUUGUGGUUAUACUGUCAAACUAGGACCUGGGAGAGACCAAGGUUUGAAUUCCCUGCUCUGCCAUCAAGCUCUCGCUGGGUGUGAUCUUGAGACAGUCACAGUAUCUCUGUCGCUAACCUACCCCACAGGGUUGCUGUGAGGAUAAAACAGGUUGGAGGGGAACUGUGUACGGCCCCUUAAAUGAAAGGUGGGGUGUAAACGAUAAAAGGAAUAAACAAAAAAUGGGGGGGCACAGAUUACUUAUUCCUGUUUUGUGCCUUCAGUUACAUCAGCAAAAAACCAAAAUAUUUAAUCUUGCAUAUAUAUUCCAAGUAUGCUUUCCUUGAUGUCAUAACCAAUGAGACUUGAAAGCUACCGACUGAAGGGUUUUGCAGUUGGGUUGUAGCUAAACAAGGAAGGUUAUUGCAUGGGCAGCAGUUGCCAAGCGAGGCUGCUGGCCGCCUCUGCCACAGGUGCAGGCAGCAGCAUCCUGACAGGUUGGGAAAACCUUCCCCAGCAGAUUAGUUUUGAGAGCAGCAACUUUGCCGGGGGAGCGUUAGCGGGGGACGUUUGAUUCGCUUUGCCUUAAACGCAAACCUACCUCGUUCACACUUCCCCAAACAGCUGUCCUUGGAAGUUUGCACUUCUCCAAAUUUUGCAGCGCAGUUCUCCAACCAAAGACAGUGUCUCUUUGGGGGGAAAGCGUGGUGAAGAUGGCAUACCCAAAAACUCUGUUAUGCUAGGGAAAUUAGCUUGCAAAAAAUGUCAAUCUGUGGAGGAAUGUAGAUGUUUGCAAUGUUCCGGACUGCCAUAGAUGAGCAUUUGGGUCACUUCCAGUGAAAGUUCUAUGAAAUGCAGGCUAAAAAGUUGAUAAAUUUUCAUGCAGACUUAAAAAAAAUAAUUGCAAAGUGAUGUAGAAAUGUAGCAAACUGAACUUUAAGACUGAAAAACUUAGGAAUGCAGGAAAAAAUGAAACUGAGAAAUGCAAAAGCCCCCGAAAGCCCCCUCUGCAUAGCAAAUGGCUUUUGGUGACUCCCUUGUCACCAGGAGCAAGGAGGCCAGUUUCUGGAUGAGGUCUAAUCUGUGCCCUCUGCCUGCUUGCCUUUGCUUUGCGCCACUGUCGAGUCACCAUCUGCGCACGACUCCCCUCAAGCGUAAACUGUGAAAUUUAAGAGUGUUCCUUUUUGGCUUAGCAAGGGAUGGUUCCGUAACUUUGCUUUCAGGCCAAGGAGACAACACUCCAUUGCACUACAAUUUUAAGAAAUGCUUUUAAGCUCCAUUCCUCUUAAUUGCAAUGAACUUUCUCCCCACCCAUGCACUUUAAAGUAGUAGGAGUUAUUAACAUAUUAACAUUACUAUUUGUAUUUUGCUUUGCAGCUGCAUUGUAGCAAAAGUAAUGUAUUUUUUUAUAUAUAAAUAAAGUUUUGUCAAAAUCAA
Messenger RNA from Podarcis muralis (Common wall lizard), 5079 nucleotides. RefSeq names its product semaphorin 7A (JohnMiltonHagen blood group) (gene SEMA7A). Gene Ontology annotation, molecular function: integrin binding; chemorepellent activity; semaphorin receptor binding. The record is from RefSeq and is a predicted model, not a curated record. Gene Ontology annotation, biological process: axon guidance; negative chemotaxis; neural crest cell migration. Lineage: Eukaryota; Metazoa; Chordata; Lepidosauria; Squamata; Lacertidae. Gene Ontology annotation, cellular component: external side of plasma membrane; plasma membrane.